AGAGAAGCCGUUGGCUCUGUAUGUAUUCUCAAACAGUAAAGACCUAGUAGAGGUUUUCAUGGAACAAGUGCCUUAUGGUGGCUGUACUGUCAAUGAUGUGGUAUUCCAUGCUGCAGUUCAUGACCUACCUUUUGGUGGCAUUGGAAACAGUGGAAUGGGAGCUUAUCAUGGCAAAGCUUCCUACGACACUUUUACUCACCGUAAAUCCUGCCUUAUUCGGAACUACAACAAGAUUGCCGAUGUUAUUGGAGCCAAGCGUUACCCACCAUACAGUGAGAGCAACAUGAAGUUCCUCUCCAACAUGCUCAAGGAACGAGCAACUCCCAACUUAAAGUACUUGCCAUAUUUUCUUACAUUUGGCCUUGGUGUUGCUUCUGUCUUUGCUGUAAAGGAAAUUGCCAAGGGUGGUUUACAAGAAUGGUUGAAUCGUAGAGUUGGCUACACUUUCAGCUUUUUGCGAUCAUCCAGGUCUUAGCACUUUCAUAGAAGUUAUUCCUCAAUUAAAAAUAUAGAAUUGGAAAGUCAAGCAGUUGGAGCAGAUGACGAUUAGGGCGAAAUCAGGAAGGCCAGUAUUGUGUUUAUAAUGGCACAUCCAUAAACAUCGUAAGGGAAUUAUUUUUUCAGAUAUUAAAAAUAUAGUCUAGUGGAAGGACUUCAAAGUCAAAGAGAAGGCAGACCUUAUAUAGUUUUUGCAAAUAAUUUGUUUUCAAAAUAUGUAGCAAAAUUACCUACUGUUUUGCAUGGAAACUAUUAGCUUCACAUUAUUUUCUACAUCAAGAUGUAACUGUAUUUUGUUAUGUGUUGUAAAGGGAAGCCUUUUAAAGAUUUAUAUCAAAGGAAAGAAUUUUAUGAGAAUUUAAUGCUAUAAUUGUAACUCCUCAUCUUGCUUGGCCAGACUAGCAGAACAAGGAGGCUGUGUUCAAAAUCCUCCGGUACCAUCAUUACCCAUAUUACAACGAGCUAUAAAGUUUACUUUCUAUAUUAACCCAAUGUACGUGGAUGCCAUCAUAUGAUGCAAAGUGCAAUUGAUGGCCGAUCCCUUGGAGCAAUGGGCAGCCACACAGCCUGGGAGCUAAGUGGGCCAGGGGAUAUCAGCCACCAAGCUGGUGUCCCCCAAGCAAUCUUCCAAGGCCUAGGCCAGCUGCCCUGGGCCUGCACAGGCAAUGGGGCAUUUCCUGCCAAAGGAGUUGAAUGCCUUAGGCACGUGCUAAAACUAGGCCCUUCACCCUUUCUGAGCGCAUUUACAUAUGUUUGUGUGCUUGCAUGUAUUUGCAAGGGUUUAUAUAUACUUUUGCAAACAUGUAUUUUUUCAUAUAUUCAUAAACAAAUACAUACAUGUGAAGAAGGAAAGCACCACCCGCACAAUGCGCACUCGCCAGCGCGGUCCCAUGCACCACCUGAGUCCAAAAUAAUUAUUACUAUGGGAUUACAGUCAAUAUUGCAAAAUACCACAACCAAUGGGUUAAUAUACCAGUGCCUUUAUAAUAUAUUAUACAUAUGUUUGAUAAUCAUACUCUGAUGCAAUAUGUAAUUUAACUCUAAGUGACUAACACAAAAUAAUCUUAAUAUAAACAGCAUUGUAAUUUUCAGUAAUUAUCAUUGUAUACAAAAACCAUUUUGACAUCAUCUCUUCCUGCUACCUAGCUGCAGAGAUUUGGGGAGACAGACAAUCUGGACUCUUUGUAAUGACCA
Penaeus vannamei (Pacific white shrimp) is the source of this 1692-nucleotide messenger RNA. NCBI's taxonomy places the organism in Eukaryota, Metazoa, Arthropoda, Malacostraca, Decapoda, Penaeidae. The record is from RefSeq and is a predicted model, not a curated record.